Messenger RNA from Larimichthys crocea (large yellow croaker), 2236 nucleotides. RefSeq names its product beta-galactosidase-1-like protein 2. Bases 204 to 2111 code for a protein of 635 amino acids. The record is from RefSeq and is a predicted model, not a curated record. Gene Ontology annotation, molecular function: beta-galactosidase activity. The transcript is spliced from 19 exons. NCBI's taxonomy places the organism in Eukaryota, Metazoa, Chordata, Actinopteri, Sciaenidae. Gene Ontology annotation, biological process: carbohydrate metabolic process.
CUACACGUUUGUUUGUGUUUGUUUGUUUCCCGGUUAUUAAGGUGCGUUUCAUUUUCAUGACUCCGCACAGGGACACUCCCACGAGGCGGUGCGCUGUUUCUCCCCCUCCGCAUCAUCAGCGCGGCUCAUCUGGGCUCAGAUGCGCCUGUGAACUUUAACCAGACUGUUGCCUAUGUCACUGGAAGGGAUCUCACGUCCUAUCGAUGGUUGUCUGCAGGGUCAGAAAUGCGCACAAAAGGAAAUAUGCACUCAUCUGCCUGUGCAUUGUUGGUUUCGUCAUGUACAAAUAUCUCGGCAGGCCAGCAGGAGGGCGGAGGAUAACCAGGAAGGUUGGACUGAGCGCCAACUCGUCCCAGCUGACCCUGGAGGGACAGCCUUUCCACAUCCUCGGGGGAUCCAUCCACUACUUCCGUGUGCCUAGGGCUUACUGGAGGGACCGCUUGUUGAAAAUGAAGGCCUGUGGCAUCAACACUCUCACUACGUACGUGCCGUGGAGUCUGCACCAGCCAGAACGAGAGGUUUUCAACUUCCACACACAGCUGGAUUUAGAAGCCUAUAUAAAUCUUGCUGAUGAAUUGGGGUUGUGGGUGAUUUUACGUCCAGGGCCUUACAUCUCCUCUGAGCUGGACCUCGGAGGACUGCCAAGCUGGCUCCUUCGUGACGACAGCAUGAAACUGAGGACGACUUACCCGGGCUUUACUGAGGCUGUCAAUACUUUUUUUGACAAACUCAUACCCAAAGUGGUUCCUCUGCAGUUCAAGAAAGGAGGUCCCAUCAUUGCAGUGCAGGUCGAAAACGAGUACGGAUCCUUUGCAAAGGAUGAAAGUUACAUGUUCUUUAUUAAAGAGGCUUUACAGUCCAGAGGGAUCAGCGAGCUCUUGUUCACAUCAGACAACCACAACACGUUAAAAUCAGGGGGUGUGCAUGGAGCCAUCAGAUCAGUGAAGCUGCAGAAGCUAAAUCAGAAAGACCUCCAGGAUUUGAAUGCUAUCCAGCCCAGCAGCCCCACCAUGGUGAUGGACUACUGGACUGGGGGGUAUGAUGUGUGGGGUGAACUCCACCAUGUGCUUCCUCCAGAAGACACAGUGUCCACCGUGAGAGAAAUCCUGAGGCGAGGCAUGUCCGUCAACCUCUACAUGUUCCACGGGGGCUCCAGCUUUGGCUUCAUGAGCGGAGCGCUCGAUGAUCCUUCCUACAAAGCGCUGGUCCCCAGUUAUGAUUAUGACGCCCCCUUGUCUGAAGAUGGGGAGUACACUCCAAAGUAUCAUCUCCUCAGAGAUUUAUUCUCUCGAUACAACAGAGGAGAGCGUUUCCCUGACAUGCCAGCCCUGCACUACAGGGAGGCUUAUGAAACAGCCAUCAUGUACCAGCACCUGUCCUUAUGGGACGCUUUGAGCUUCACUGAGGGACCAUUUAAGUCACACAUGCCGGUAAACAUGGAGAAUCUACCUGUGAACAACGGGAACGGCCAGUCGUACGGAUACACGCUGUACGAGACGACAGUCACCAGCGGAGGAAUACUGAAGUCUGGAGACAAUGUGCGAGAUCGUGCCCUAGUUUUUGUAGACAGAAGCUACAUUGGCCUUUUCAAGCGCCAAAACCUGGAGCUGGCGGUUCCUGAUGGUAAGGGACGACGCACUUUGAGUUUAUUGGUGGAAAACUGUGGCCGAGUUCACCAGGGAAGGAACCUUGACAAACAACAUAAAGGUCUUGUGGGAGACAUUUUAUUAAACAAUAUCCCCUUGCGGGAUUUUACAAUAUACAGCCUGGAUAUGAAACCCAGCUUUAUUGAUAGUCUUUAUCAGGCACCUUGGAAAACUAUCACUGAAUCUCGCGGCUUCCCUGGAUUUUACAUGGGGAGGCUGUUUGCAUACGGCUACCCGAGUGACACGUUUAUGAAGCUGCCAGGCUGGGAAAAAGGUGUUGUGUUUAUCAAUGGGAUGAAUCUGGGCCGCUACUGGUCAAUCGGCCCUCAGCAGACUCUCUACAUCCCUGGUCCUUUUCUCAACAGUGGAAUCAACCAGAUCAUUUUGUUUGAGGAGCAGGAGGGCGACUUCAAGGUCCACUUUGAGGAUACACCUGACCUCGGCAUGGCAGCGGACAUCCAGUGACUCAUCACCUGGCUGGCAUUGACGUUUUUUUGUAUAAAAUUGAUUAAAGUGCUUGUUACAUCAGAUCAAACCUUCAGAUUCAGGGAUACCGCUGUUCAUAAAAUCUAAAUAAACACACAGACAGA